AUGACAUCACCUCACACCAGGCGUCUGUUUGGAGUUGGCCGGGUUCGAACCGACGACCCCAUGCAGCAUGAACGUGUCCAGAUCAUGACAGACUCGAUGCAAAGCAUAUGCGCUACCACUGCGCCACAACCCCAUAGAAACGCAGUGGAUAUCAACCCCAUUAUCAUGGAGAGGUUAUGA
Messenger RNA from Pyricularia grisea, 180 nucleotides. RefSeq lists its product as uncharacterized. Bases 1 to 180 code for a protein of 59 amino acids. The transcript has 2 exons. Lineage: Eukaryota; Fungi; Ascomycota; Sordariomycetes; Magnaporthales; Pyriculariaceae. The record is from RefSeq and is a predicted model, not a curated record.